AGGAGAAUUAGGAGAGAGAGAGAGAGUUAUAUAACCUUUGAGGGAUCUUAUAUGCAACCCUUCAUUUUGGCCAACAAUUCAAUUCAUUUGAAUAUUUUCUCUUCAUUUUCUUGGACCCUUCCGCUUCUUCUGCAACUGCUCAUGGUUUAAUUUCUCUCUAGCUAACCCUUUGAUUCUCUUCCCCUGAUCUCCUUUGCUAUAUUGUGAUUCAAGCUUCGAUCGAGCUUCUUUAAUGGCUUCCAUGAACAACUGGCUAGGGUUUUCCCUCUCGCCGCAGCCUCAGGACCAUUCACAUGCCUCCGCCGUCUCCCGUCUGGGCUUCAACUCCGAAGAAAUUUCCGGCGCCGACGUCUCCGGUGAAUGCUUCGAUCUUGCUUCCGACUCCACCGUUCCUUCUCUCAACCUUCCGGCCCCUUUUGGCAUAUUCGAAGCAUUCAACAGGAACAAUCAAUCGCAAGAUUGGAACAUGAAAGGUGUUAACAUGAACUCGAGCAGUAACUACAAGGCCAGCUCGGAGCUUUCUAUGUUAAUGGGAAGCUCAUGCAGUAACCAGAACCUUGAAGACCAUGGGCCGAAGCUCGAGAACUUUCUCGGAGGACACUCUUUCGCCGAUCACAGGCAGAAACUUUCUGACCAAAUGUAUCCAAAUUGUUCGUUGCAGCUUCCGUCAGAGACAAACAUGGAUAAUGGCGGCGGCGGCUCCACCAGCACGAUAGGCCUCUCAAUGAUCAAGAACUGGCUGAGGAACCAACAGAGUUCUCCGGCACCGCCGGACAACAAGGGUGCACAGUCUACUUUGUCGCUGUCGAUGAGCACCGGCUCUCAGACAACGACUCCCCUGCCACUUCUCUCGGCUGGCGGCGGCGGCGGCGGAGAGAGUAGUACUUCGUCGGAUAACAGACAGCUCAAGGAGACAACGGCUGAUGCUCAAACCGGUGCGGUAGAGACCGUGCCUCGCAAAUCUAUUGACACUUUCGGCCAGAGAACUUCUAUAUACCGUGGCGUCACCAGGCAUAGAUGGACUGGCAGAUAUGAAGCUCAUCUAUGGGACAAUAGUUGCAGGAGAGAAGGGCAGACCCGGAAGGGAAGGCAAGUCUAUCUGGGAGGUUAUGACAAGGAAGAAAAGGCAGCCAGAGCGUAUGAUCUAGCCGCAUUGAAGUACUGGGGUCCCACUACCACUACCAAUUUUCCUGUCAGCAACUAUGAAAAAGAGAUUGAAGAAAUGAAGCACAUGACCAGGCAAGAAUACGUCGCCUCUCUUAGGAGGAAAAGCAGUGGGUUCUCUCGCGGCGCAUCCAUCUACAGAGGAGUGACAAGACACCACCAGCAUGGAAGAUGGCAAGCAAGGAUCGGUAGAGUUGCGGGAAACAAGGAUCUUUACUUGGGAACUUUCAGCACCCAGGAAGAAGCAGCAGAAGCCUAUGACAUUGCGGCUAUAAAGUUCCGCGGACUGAACGCAGUGACAAACUUCGACAUGAGCCGCUACGAUGUCAAGAGCAUUCUAGAGAGCAGCACGCUGCCGAUAGGUGGCGCUGCCAAGCGGCUGAAAGAUGUCGAGCAGGCUGAAAUGGCGAUGGAGGCUGUCCAGAGAGCCGAUGCCGACAACAUAAGCUCCCAUCUCGGCAGUGGAAUGGGCGGUUAUGGCGCCAACUGGCCCACCAUUGCCUUCCAGCAAGCUCAGCCACUCAACUUCCACUACCCAUAUGGUCGACUGUGGUGCAAGCAAGAGCCGGCCGAAACGGAACACGCCGCCUUCGGCCAAGACCUCAACCAGCUUCAGCUUGGGAACCCUCAUAACUUCUUCCAGCUGCAAAAUCUGAUGAGCAUGGAAUCCUCCUCCUCGAUUGAGCACAGCUCCGGCUCCAGCAACCCCAUCUACGGCGGAGUGGGCUUCCCCGGCGCCGGCGGCAAUGGCAAUGGCGGGUAUGUGAUGCCACUGGGGACUACUGUUAUAUCCCAAGAAGCUGCUGGAAACAACACUCACGGGAGUGGAUUCGGGGAGAAUAAUGAGAUUAAGGAGCUUGGGUACGAAAACAUGUUUGGUUCCUCGGAUCCUAGGAAUAGUCACAUGUACUAUCUAUCGCAGCAGCAGCAGUCGGCUUGUAACGACUGGAUUCCGACGGCGGUGCCGGCUCUUUCGCAGAGGGCAGGCGCCAUUGCGGCGGUUUGCAACGGAUCUCAAACGUUUACGGUGUGGAACGAUACAUGAUUUUAAGUUGUUGAAGAUGAAUCCGCGGCGGUGGAAAGAAAGUGGAAAGUGUGUACACAACUAGCUUACUGAUCAUUUUGCUAAUUUGGAUUCUUCAUGUUGUUGUCAUCCUCCUGCUUGCGUUUACGCCAUGAUCAAAGGAAGAUGAUAGUUAGGCCUGCAGAUUGUUCUUUUUGUUUUCGAUUUUGAUUUAUUUUCCCUUUCUUUCAUAUUAACAUGAUGAAUUAGUUUUUGUUUAAGGAUCUGGGUGUCUGAAGUUCAGCAAUGGCAAGCUGGAGAGAGGUUUGUUUCUCGAUCGGUUGCUAUGAAUUUUGGGAACUUCAGAUUUACAGAUCCUCGAUUGGAAAGGAAUUCACCAGGCUUUGUAAUUUUUGAAUAACACAACGAUGAUACAAAGAAUGGCUGACCCAAAGA
Messenger RNA from Diospyros lotus (date-plum), 2623 nucleotides. RefSeq names its product AP2-like ethylene-responsive transcription factor BBM. Gene Ontology annotation, molecular function: DNA-binding transcription factor activity; DNA binding. Gene Ontology annotation, biological process: regulation of DNA-templated transcription. The record is from RefSeq and is a predicted model, not a curated record. The coding region runs from base 233 to 2209 and encodes 658 amino acids. Lineage: Eukaryota; Viridiplantae; Streptophyta; Magnoliopsida; Ericales; Ebenaceae. The transcript has 9 exons.